UUGCCGCGGAGGAACGCACCCCGGCUGACCAUGGAGUUCGACUGUGAGGGCGUGAGGCGGCUGCUAGGCAAGUACAAGUUCAGGGAUCUGACUGUAGAAGAGCUGAAGACUGUGAACGUGUCUUUCCCGCACUUCAAAUACUCCAUGGACACCUAUGUUUUCAAAGAUACUUCCCAAAAAGACCUGCUGAAUUUCACUGGUACGAUCCCUGUGAUGUAUCAGGGUAAGACAUACAACAUACCCAUUCGCUUCUGGAUUUUGGAUUCCCACCCUUUUGCUCCACCCAUUUGCUUCUUGAAGCCAACUGCAAACAUGGAAAUCUCAGUUGGAAAACAUGUGGAUGCCAAAGGCAGAAUAUACUUGCCCUAUCUCCAAAAUUGGAGCCAUCCCAAAUCUGCCAUAGUUGGAUUAAUUAAAGAAAUGAUCGCCAAGUUUCAAGAGGAACUUCCUCUCUAUUCUCUACCAUCGUCCAAUGAAGCGCAACAGGUGGACUUGCUGGCCUAUAUCGCACAAAUCACUGAAGGUGUCUCAGACAUAAAUUCAAGGGGCUGGACAAAUCAUGAGAAUAAAAUACCCAAUAAAAUCACUGUGGUUGGAAGUGGAGAUUUGGGUAUUGCUUGCACAUUGGCAAUUUCAGCAAAGGGCAUUGCAGACAAGCUGCUCCUGUUAGACCUCUCAGACGGGACUAGCCAAGGGACGAUGGACCUCGAUAUUUUCAACCUUCCUAAUGUAGAGAUCAGCAAAGAUUUGUCUGCCUCUGCUCAUUCCAAGGUGGUGAUCUUCACAGCCAACUCUUUGGGUGGUUCUGAAUCCUACCUGCAUGCAGUACAAAGCAAUGUGGACAUGUUCAGAGCUCUUGUUCCAGCUCUGGGACAUUAUAGUCAACAUGCUGUCUUGCUUGUUGCCUCUCAGCCAGUGGAGAUCAUGAGCUAUGUGACAUGGAGGCUGAGCGCAUUUCCUGCGACUAGAGUGGUUGGGAUUGGCUGCAAUCUGGACUCACAGAGGUUACAGUACAUAAUCACAAGGGUUUUGAAGGCGCAGACUUCAGGCAAAGAAGUGUGGGUUGUUGGUGAACAGGGAGAAAGCAAAGUGUGCUCAUGGAGUGGCCAAGAUGGAGUGAUGAGUCCCAGCUCUCAGGCACAGCUAUCCAACAGAGCCAUGGAACUGUUGAAGGUAAAAAGUCAGAGAUCUUGGUCUGUUGGACUGUCGGUGGCUGACCUGGUGGAUACUAUUAUAAACAAUAAAAAGAAAGUGCAUUCUGUAUCAACUUUAGCAAAGGGAUAUUAUGGUUUAGAUAAUGAAGUAUUUUUAAGUUUGCCGUGCAUCCUGGGAACCAGUGGGGUAUUUGAAGUCAUCAAAACCACAGCAGAAGACACAGUGACCGAGACACUCCAGUCCAGUGCAUCCUCGAUCCAUGGUCUCCAGCAGCAGCUGAAACUGUGAUUCCCAAGCACAGUCACCUGGAGAGGGGAAGUUUAUUUAAUUUGCCAACACACAUUGUUUUGAGAACUUCCACAACUUACUAUUUAUUCUUAAAAACAGCCUUUUUAAAUAGUAGAAGGGGCUGGGCAGUGGUGGCACACGCCUU
Arvicanthis niloticus (Nile rat) is the source of this 1588-nucleotide messenger RNA. RefSeq names its product UEV and lactate/malate dehyrogenase domains (gene Uevld). Gene Ontology annotation, biological process: protein transport; endosome to lysosome transport; pyruvate metabolic process. Gene Ontology annotation, cellular component: ESCRT I complex. Lineage: Eukaryota; Metazoa; Chordata; Mammalia; Rodentia; Muridae. Gene Ontology annotation, molecular function: ubiquitin binding; L-lactate dehydrogenase (NAD+) activity. The record is from RefSeq and is a predicted model, not a curated record.